Messenger RNA from Saccostrea echinata, 831 nucleotides. The record is from the annotation of a RefSeq genome assembly. NCBI's taxonomy places the organism in Eukaryota, Metazoa, Mollusca, Bivalvia, Ostreida, Ostreidae.
AUGAUUCAAAAUACAGGAAUUAAAAAGUUAAGGUUUUAUCACCGGCGAAAAAUCCCCCGAACUCCUUUUCAUAUUGUGGAUCCAAGGCCUUGGCCGGUCUUAAUAAGAAUUGGGUUAUGAGGUUUAGCUACAAUUUUUAUUUGUUGAGUAAACAAAGUAGAUUACGGACACCUAUUUUGGGGCGUGCUUAUUGUUGCUAUAACAGUAUAUGGCUGAACUCGAGAUAUCGUAAAUGAGUCUACUUUUCAAGGGUUUCAUACUAAAAAAGUUCAAAUAGGAAUUUCUUUGGGUUUUAUUUUAUUUUUAAUUUCUGAGCUUAUGCUAUUUUUUUCAUUCUUCUGGGCAUUUUUUCACAGGUCUAUGUCUCCUUCUGUUGAAAUCGGCUGUUGUUGACCUCCUGUAGGAAUUGAAUGUCUUGACUGAAGAAAAGCUCCUUUACAUAAUACAGCUUUACUGGUAGCUUCAUCUUGUACUGUAACAUCUAGCCACAAGUACCUGAAAGAUGGAAAUUUUACGCAUGCAGUUGCAUUGCUGAUUAUAACAGUUUUUUUAUCUGGGUUUUUUGUGAAAAAUCAGUAUGAUGAGUACUCUUGGGCUUCUUUUUCUAUUGCUGAUGGGGUGUAUGGAAGUGCUUUUUUUAUACUAACUGGUCUUCAUGGGAUGCAUGUAAUCGGCGGCACAUGUGGGUUGCUUUACUCUUUAGUUCGACUUUUAUUACGACAAUAUUCUACUCGUCGUCAUUUGGGGUAUGUUUUAGCCAUUUGGUAUUGACAUUUUGUGGAUAUUGUAUGACUUGCCUUGUUUUUUAUUAUUUAUAUCUGAGGCUCUUAG